This is a messenger RNA of Dicrocoelium dendriticum, 4881 nucleotides long. The record is from the annotation of a GenBank genome assembly. Lineage: Eukaryota; Metazoa; Platyhelminthes; Trematoda; Plagiorchiida; Dicrocoeliidae.
CUGUCCUGUGAGUACUACGCGGUAACUGGAUUUUUUGGCGUGCCAUUCUGAUCGAGCUUUUCAGCUGAAAUAACGUGGAAAACAGUGUUUGAAUAAACACUUGAAACGAAAUUUGACUAUUGUCAAAUUUUCUCUGAUCCAAGAAAUCUUGGAUCGAUUAAAUUGGUACUGGCCCAAGCGUCUUUGACGCUUACUGGUAAUUUUUCCGGUUGUUCCCAGUUUUAAUCCCGUUUUACACCCUGUUUUUGCCUUUUUAUUGCGGUCGUUUUCCUAUUGUAUACGUGUUGUUAUUCUAAUCUGUUUUCCACAUGAACAUGGCUGUCUCGCUAAACACCGAGACGGAUGGACCUAUGGGGUCCUCGUUUGAUGAGUCUACUGCAGCUUGCGGACAGGUUAACUGUUCAGAGCCAGUAACAGAUGCAUCUGGUGGUAUGCAGUGUGACGUCUGCUGCCGCUGGUAUCACGAAAGCUGUACCGGCCUACAAGCUGACCAGUACCAAAUGCUAUCAUCAAGCGUCCACUUUCUUUUCAGCUGCGCUGAAUGCUGCGCUAAAAGAUCGACGCGCCCGGCUGUCACCGGUGCUAAACUUUCAGCGUUGGCUUCAAGGUUGGCAGAUGUUGAGUUGGCGAUAGCUAAACUCGCCUCUAUUGCGUCGCUCGAUACGAAAAUGGAUUUAAUUUUAAAAUCCCUAAAUAUUUCGUUUGAAGACACAGCAAUAGCCGGCAACAUUGCUGACGAUCCAUCCACUGGAGUCUCUCACUCGAUCAUAAAGUCGCACAUCCUACCGGCCAAUCCAGGUAGCAUUGCUGGCGGUCCUCAUGAUCCGAUCAAAGUGAAGAAAAAUAGGGUGCGGAAAUACCUAAAGCCCUCUGCUAAACCCAGAGAAAUAGUUGCCACGGCAUCGAAACGAGAUGCCGUCUUUGACAGUCGUAAAGUCGUCUGAAGAUUGCACACAGAACUUUCCACAGACGCUGACUGUCUCGGCCGCCAGUGAACCAGCCUGUUCUGACGAAAUGCUGGUAACUGCCCAAUGCGAUACAAAGUCAACAGCCCCUGCUCCAGUGAGCCAAAAGAAGAAGCGGACAAGAUCUGCUCGUAAAACUUCGAAGGGGCUUGAAGACCCUGGAACCAGUAAGACGCCGGCAAUAGAGCGGAAAACCUACGCUACCGUUGCUUCGGCGUCGUUUGGGAAGCCAGCGACAGUCCCACCGCCAGUGGUGAAAACAGCUGGUAUAGGUGUCGAAUCAAAGGCACGUGGGGUAAACACUCCCCGUCGUGCCGACUCUUUCACGGAUAGUAGCGUUAUAUUCCGUAACGUUACUGAAUCUGAGGCUGUUCUCCCAAGGGAACGCAUCUUGGAUGACAUCAAGUGGCUGAAACUGUGUGUCAGCAAGCUGCUUCCACCUGGUUUCCCUGGUGUCACUGUCAGAAAGCUGACCAGAUUGGGGAACGUUCCUAUCGCUACGCCAAAUCCACGACCCCGACUACUUCGCGUAGUCCUUUCUACCCCGGAGGAACGCAAAUCGUUACUGCGAUUUGCAUUCAAACUUAAGGGUAGUGGUGUCAGCGUUCAGCCGGACCUCCCACUGGCAGAUAGGUUGAAGUUAAAGGAGGCUAUCAAAGACCUCAAAACUAGACGGGCGGCUGGUGAACAAGGCCUCCGUCUGGUGGGUUUUCAGGUGGUCAGCCGGAAAUUACUUUCCGCCCUAUCAGAACCAAUCCUGAUGGCGCACGACCCAGGGAUGGUCGUGCCGACUUCCUUGAGGUAGUACUUAGCAACGUGCGUAGCCUAAGGAACAAGGUGCACGAGUUGGGUCUACUUGUAGACAAAUCUCGUCCCGACAUACUUGCUUUCACUGAGACGUGGUUGUCUCCGGAUAUCACGGACGGUGAGGUAUAUUUACCUGGCUACGCGCUGCUUAGAACUGAUCGCUCCGUUGGUCGCCAAGGCGGAGGCGUUGUACUGUAUGUGAGCUGUAACUUAGAUGUGUUGAGGACUUGCACAUUCCAGUCGUCGGAUCAGACUGUUGAAGCCCUAUCGGCUGUUUUGUGCACUUCCUCUACCCAGUUUACAGUUAUAGUGGUAUACAGAAGUCCUGGAAGUUCCUCCAGGGGGAUACUUGACUUUAUUCGCACUCAGUCUGCGAAUAAGUGUUUAGUUCUAGGGGAUUUCAACCUCCCGGAAGUCUGUUGGGCCGAUCUUUCUUGCAAUUCGGCAUUAGGAACAUUCGGUGCAGACUUCCUUGAACUGACUCUCCAAGUGCCUUUGCACCAGUUCGUUGACUUUCCCACUAGGUAUAUGGAUAACCAAAUGCCAUCUACUUUGGAUUUGGUUUUCGCUAAGUCCCUGGACUUCGUGACUGACGUUUCAUGCGGUGCACCUCUAGGGUCCAGCGAUCACGCAUGCAUAUCCUUUCGAUGUGCUCUUUCAAGGCACCAAGAGACCGCUGUUGAAUUACUUCCGAAUAUUUGGCGGGCGGACUUUAGUGCAAUGCGAACUAAGGCUUCAGUUCUGAACUGUGAGAUUUCGAUGGCUGACUCUGUCCAGUUAGCCUGGGAUAAAUUUAAGGCAUACCUUACGGAGGUUUCCGCACCCUAUAUUCCACUCAUUAGGAAAAGAGGGUUAAGGGCACAGCCUCCAUGGAUAGAUACCACAGGCAAGUACUUACUCAAGAAACGGUCUAGAUGCUGGCGAACCUACCAAGCAGCUCCAUCAGCCAGUACCUAUGAUAGUUAUCGAGAGAAUAGAAAUAAAUGUAAGCAACAUCUCAGAACUGCUCGUCUCCAAUACGAGCAGGGUUUAGCGGACUCGGCCGCAGCUAAUCCCAAGAAGUUUUUUGCUUACGUUAAAAGACGCAGCGGGGCAAAAUUGUCUAUACCAGCUUUAUUGCGAGCAGACGGGACCCCUGCGCAAACUGACUAUGACAAGGCUUGUAUACUGAGUGAUCAGUAUACUGCGGUCUUUGCUCGGGAGACCUCUUUACCGCAGGUUGAAUUGGUUUCAAGAGUUCCAGAGGAUUCUUGCUUAGCUGAAUUUAGCAUAACGGAGACUCAGGUCUUCGAGCUACUGCAAGGCAUUAAUCCCUCUAAAGCUUCCGGUCCUGAUUCAAUUCAUCCGAAGCUGUUGCAUGAACUGGCCACUGAGCUGAGUGGUCCGCUCACGUGCGUAUUUUCAAUAUCGCUGGACAGCUGCAGCCUACCUUCGGAAUGGAAGGAGGCAAUCAUCUGUCCGAUUUUUAAGGGCGGUGACAGCGCUCUACCCGCGAACUACCGGCCUGUCAGUUUGACAAGCGUAGUAGUCAAGUUGUUCGAGAAGCUGAUAAGGGAUUCAGUGGAGAACCACCUGAAUCGAUUCAACCUUCUCAGUGUUGCACAACAUGGAUUCCGCAAAGGAUUUUCAUGUCAGACUAAUUUACUUGUAGCUCGUGAAAGCUGGGCCGAAGCGGUAGACAGUGGCCACGCUGUAGACGUGCUAUUCGUAGAUUUUUCGAAAGCUUUUGACACUGUUCCACAUCUUCGGCUCUCACUAAAGUUGAGAUCUUACGGGAUAUCUGGUCGCGCCCUUCAAUGGGUGUCUGCCUUCCUUGAGGGGAGGGAACAGUGCGUACGGGUGGGGCGUAGCCUUUCGCUCAGGCAAGCUGUCCUUAGUGGCGUUCCGCAGGGCUCGGUAUUGGGGCCAUUGUUGUUCGCGAUCUAUGUAAAUGACUUGCCGGGAGAGCUAGGGGUGUCAUCAUUAAUGUUUGCUGACGACCUUAAGCUCUGGAAUAUUGUGGAUAUCCCGGGGGGUCCUGAGGCAAUUCAGCGUGCCUUGGAUAGACUCUGGGAAUGGUCUAUCUUAUGGUUGAUGCCCAUAAAUAGGGCCAAGUGCUCUGUUCUCCGAAUCGGAGCUGCAAAUCCUCCCACCCGAUAUGUCCUCGGCGGUGGUGAACUCCCUGUUGUCACUCAGCAGGUUGAUUUAGGAGUCGUACACGCAUCAGCACUUCAUUCUGGAGACAACUGGAAGAAGGCUGCUUGUCGAGGGUUUCGUAUGAUGUGGUUUAUCCGCCGCUCUUUCGGAAUCUUAACGGCCAAGUUGUUUGUGAAGCUAUUUUCGGCAUUCGUCCGACCCCACCUGGAAUAUUGUAUUCAGGCUUGUCCACCAUGUCUUAACCGAGACAAAAUGGACUUGGAGAGGGUGUUACGAGUGGGCACUCGGUUAGUGCAGGGUCUACGGGGACAGACGUAUCCUGAACGCUUGCUCAGUUUGGGUAUGUACUCCAUGCACUACCGAAGGAUAAGAGGGGACCUGAUUCUCACUUAUCGUAUUUUGACGGGUAAGAUUGGCCCGGACUUGUCAGGGCUUUUUAGUCCCGCUACGUUACCUAGUCUCCGCGGUCACCCACUGAAACUGCAUAAACCACGGUCUGAUAGGAUUAGGACGGAAACUCGUCUAUCGCGCCGAGUUAUAGAUCGCUGGAAUUCUCUUCCAGAUCACGUGGUUAGGGAACCUACGGUUAAGGGUUUUGCGCGCCAGCUCGAUGCUCUUGGGUGGCAACAGCAAACCUUUCCUUUUUCCUAGCUGACUCACCUUCAUUUUUCAGUUCUUUUUUUAUUGACUCAAAUAUCUUGGUAUUCCACUUGCUUAGCUCUUACCACUUUCUCUUUUGCCUCCUGCGUUUACUUUUUUCUCUUUCUUACUUCACGUAACCGACCCAGCAGGGACUGCUAGGGCAGGAUACGUGGGCAUUAAUUGGUUGGACAGGGUGUGAUGCGGUCUUUGUUUUAGGUCCAUCAGUAUUUCAAAGUUCGCCAACUCCUGGUUCAACGACCCGCCGAAGAAGGAACACUCACGGGAUCUAUCCUAUCGUUCCAGUCCCGCUUGAACUUGAACCCGCUUGAAC